Messenger RNA from Parathielavia appendiculata, 2940 nucleotides. RefSeq lists its product as uncharacterized. The record is from RefSeq and is a predicted model, not a curated record. NCBI's taxonomy places the organism in Eukaryota, Fungi, Ascomycota, Sordariomycetes, Sordariales, Chaetomiaceae. The transcript has 2 exons. The coding region runs from base 1 to 2940 and encodes 979 amino acids. Gene Ontology annotation, cellular component: nucleus. Gene Ontology annotation, molecular function: DNA binding; ATP binding; ATP-dependent chromatin remodeler activity.
AUGGAGUUUUCCUCCUCACCGCCCGCCAGCCACCGGCGACUUCACAUCCCACUCGAAGACGAUGACGACGAACUAAGCGUAGUCGCGCAAUCGCCAUACUUUACGCAACCGACACAGGUCGUCGAGCGGCUAAAUCCACGAAAGCCACCCCCGGCUACGUCUUCGCCUAAAUCCAUCGUCGAGGUGCCUGCAUCCUCUCCGUUUCGACCGCAAGCUGCUCAACAACGCGGCGGUCGACUUGCCAGUUUGAUGGCGCCUGCCGGCACCACUUUCCGAGCUCCUGCUCGACAACCCUUCGCGAUUGCAAAGACGGCACCCAAGCGCGAGUUCAUCAUGAUUUCGGAUGACGAGCUAGAUGCGCCCAUCUAUGCCGGGGGCGAUUCCUCAGACGACGACGAACAGCCCUCCAGAGGGGAUAUCCGGCCUUCCUCGUUCCGGCCUAAGGAGCCAAAGACAACGUCGGGGCAACUGCGUUUCAAUAAAGCAGCUUCCCAAUCCGCCUCGGCCAGUUCUGUAACUACCCCGGAAAAGACUUAUGUUUUACAAAAGGACUGGGUGUCGCUUUCUCCUGCUUCGUCGGAAGGGAGUUUCGAAUCGUUGCGGCAGAUUUCACCGCCAAAACCAACUCGCCGACGACUUGUUCAAGGCCGCCGGCCCCGUGCAUCCAGCCCUUCGAGCCCAGUGCUGAAGCCCAGCCAAGAGCCAGCCCCUAAACGGCAACUGAUUGACCUCGUCAGCGACGACGACGCAGUCGAUGGUUACCGGCAGCCGAGAGUGUCAUCGCACAGAGCUUCCUCGCCAGCUGAUGAAGAGGAAGAAGAAGAAGACUCGUUCGAUGAACGGGUGCUGAACUAUCUGAACACUUGCGAUGUGAUACAGCUUGUCGCGAUUGCAAAUGUCAAAGAGGAGAGUGCAAAGCUCAUGGUGUCGCGCCAGCCAUUCAGCGAUUUGGACGAGGCUCGGAAGGUAACGCUGUCUCAGAAAAAAAGGGGCAAGAAAUCGGCAAAGGUCUCCAUUGGGGACGAGAUUGUCUCGGCUGUCAUGACAUACGCCCGCGCUCUGGAUGACAUUGACCACGUCAUCGCAGUGUGCGAGUCUCAGGCGGAAUCGAUCAAGGGGACAACCUCGAAAUGGAAUAUCGACAUGACAGGCCAGCUUCGCAACGACUCAAAGUCGGAGGACGGGAAGCCGAUGACUCCCAUCAGCGUGGAGGACUCUGCAAAAUUCGUCGAGGCACCGCUCCGUCAACCGAAACUUAUGGAGGGCUGCGUGAUGAAGCCCUUCCAAAUCUACGGCCUCAAUUGGCUACACCUACUGUACAAGAACCAAUAUGGCGGCAUCUUAGCCGAUGACAUGGGCCUCGGAAAGACGUGUCAGGUUAUAUCGCUGAUUUGCGCGAUUGUUGGGGAGUGGGAGCAGACUGGCACAGGGGAGCGCCCCUGGCCCAACAUCAUCUUCGUCCCGCCAUCCACGUUGGCCAAUUGGGCUGCAGAAUUCGAGAGGUUUGCUCCAAAGCUUAAUGUCACGGUCUACCAGGGAAGCCAGUCGAUUCGAGACGAGAUUGCGCAGGAUAUCAUGGACGACCCGUCGAGCCACCAUGUGGUUUUGACAUCGUACUCGCAGCUUUCGCGAAACGAUGACAUAUCCAAUCUCCGCCACCUCCGGCCUAGGGUGGCCGUGUUUGACGAGGGUCACAAAAUGAAGAACCCGAAAACCAAACUGUACCGGGAUCUUCUUCGGAUUACGGCCACAUGGCGCCUGGUCUUGUCCGGAACACCUGUUCAAAACAAUCUCAUGGAGAUGAUUGCACUUCUCCAGUUUGUCGAGCCGCAUCUCUUCCAAGCCUAUUUCGACAACUUGGAAGCACUGUUCAACCAGAAGGUUUCCCUGACGGAGGUUUCCAAGGGAGCGCUGUUGCAUAGCGAGCGCGUUCCACGUGCUCGCACGAUCCUGGAGCCGUUCAUUCUCCAACGGAGGAAAGAGCAGGUGCUUCAGGAGUUGCCUCCGAAGACAACCAGAGUCGUGCGGUGCAAGAUGGAUCCGAUCCAGGCGGGUAUCUACAGGGACUAUCACAGGCGGUUCAGGAAGGACCCUCAGGAAGACAGCGCCACUGCUAAGGAGGGCCGAGACAACGAUACGAACAAUGUGUGGAUCCAGCUGCGGAAAGCGGCCAUUCACCCGCAGCUCUUCCGGCGGUUUUUCAAGGAUCGCGAUGUCGAGGAGAUGGCCAAGAUCCUGAUGAAAUAUGUCCCCCAGUCAGAGCUGAAGCAGCCGAGGCUGGACCACCUGACCAACGAGCUCAAGGCCUUGUCCGACUUUGAGCUGCACCUUUGGUGUCGAGACUACAAGUGCAUCAAGAAAUACGACCUCCCGCGGAACUCGUGGAUGGAAUGUGCCAAGGUCAAGGCGCUUCUCAAGCUGAUUCGGGAGUAUCAAGCCAACGGAGACCGCGCUCUUGUGUUCACCCGAUUCGCCAAGGUGAUCGAGAUCCUGGGCGAGUGCCUCGCUUCGGAUGGGAUUGAGUACCUGUCACUCCAGGGAAACACCGAUGUCAGCGCGCGGCAAGAGCUGAUCAACGAAUUCAACGCCGACGAGUCGAUUCCGGUAUUCCUCCUGACGACGGGAUCCGGCGGCACGGGGAUCAACCUGACGGCUGCCAACAAGGUCAUCAUCUUUGACCAAUCCGACAAUCCUCAGGACGACAUUCAGGCCGAGAACCGAGCGCAUCGGCUCGGGCAAACGAGGCCGGUGGAGAUCAUCCGGCUGAUUAGCAAAGACACGGUCGAGGAGCUCGUUUACCAGGCCUGUGAGAAGAAGUUGGAGCUCGCCAACAAGGUCACGGGCUGGAGCACGGUGGAGAUGACCUCGGGCGAGAUGGAAUCGACGGUCAAGAGCGAGCUGCUGCGGAAGGCUGUUGCGACGCCUCCGAAGGGGGAUUGA